Messenger RNA from Anguilla anguilla (European eel), 4676 nucleotides. RefSeq names its product integrator complex subunit 2 (gene ints2). The transcript has 25 exons. The record is from RefSeq and is a predicted model, not a curated record. Gene Ontology annotation, cellular component: integrator complex. Bases 347 to 3940 code for a protein of 1197 amino acids. Gene Ontology annotation, biological process: snRNA 3'-end processing. NCBI's taxonomy places the organism in Eukaryota, Metazoa, Chordata, Actinopteri, Anguilliformes, Anguillidae.
GUGUUGAGUGAGGUUGGUAGUAAGUACGUACCCAAGUACCGGUCGGAAAUAUUGAAUAUCGGAUAUGAAUUAAAAGUAUACACCUGCUUUUUAUUUCUGAAAAAUAUUACGUAGUUAGCCACGUUUAUAUAUUUGCUACUCUGUACCAACCUCCGUUUUCUUCAGCUUAAUUAUUUAAAAGAAUGAGAGGGAUAUAGCGAUCCGGGAUGAGCUUGCUUUGAAAGCUUGAACAUCGGUGUGGAGAAACACGAGAGCCCGAGGUCGUUCGAAUUUCGAAGGCCUAACAUUACUGCUUCAACUCAAACAAAAAGUAGCCACCGUUAAGGCACAGGCACCUUUUGUCAGGAUGUCGGACAGCGCGGGUCUCCAGUUUGUCAGCCCGUACGCCUUCGAGGCCAUGCAGAAGGUGGACGUGGUGCGCUUAGCGGCGCUUAGCGACCCAGAGCUAAGACUGCUGCUGCCCUGCCUGGUCCGGAUGGCGCUCUGUGCGCCCGCAGACCAGAGCAACAGCUGGGCUCAGGACAAGAAGCUCAUCCUCCGCCUGUUGUCCGGAGUGGAGGCUGUCAACUCCAUAGUUGCACUCUUAUCGGUCGAUUUCCAUGCCCUGGAGCAGGAUGCUAGGAAAGAGCAGCAGCUGAGACACAAGGCCGGGGGCUCCAAUGGCGAGAGCGUGCUGGUGUCGCAGCUGCAGCACGGCUUGACCCUGGAGUUUGAGCACAGCGAUCCCCUCAGAAGACUGCGGCUGGCUCUUAGCGAACUGCUGGCCAUAAUGAACAAGGUCUCGGAUUCAAAUGGAGAGUUCUUCUUGAAGUCCUCCGAGCUCUUUGAAAGUCCUGUGUAUCUCGAAGAAGUAGCAGAUGUCCUUUGUAUCCUACAAGCAGAGCUUCCGUCCUUGCUGCCCAUCGUGGACGUGGCCGAAGCCCUGCUGCACGUGCGCAGUGGAGACUGGUUCCUGUGUCUGCUGGUGGCCAAUGUUCCAGACAGCUUCAAUGAAGUGUGCAGGGGCCUGAUUAAGAAUGGGGAGCGGCAGGAUGAGGAGAGCAUGGGCGGGAGGCGCAGGACAGAGGCGCUGAGGCAGCUUUGCCAAAUGAACCCCUCACAGGCACUCAACAUUCGGGCCAUGGUGGUGGAGGAGUGUCACCUGCCGGGCCUGGGCGUGGCCCUGACGCUGGACUACAAGCCGGACUCCGCCGACGACGCGGUCAGCCCGCUGGUGUCCUUCGUCAGCGGCCUGCUGCUGGGCACCAACGGCAAAGUGCGCACCUGGUUCGGCAUGUUCAUCCGCAACGGCCAGCAGAGGAAGCGGGAGAGCAGCUCGGUGCUGUGGCAGAUGCGCCGGCAGCUGCUGCUGGAGCUGGUGGCCAUCCUGCCGCGGUCCCGCAGCACCCACGUGCCCAACGACAGCGAGGGCGACAGCGACGGCGGCUCCGGCUACUCGGGCCUGCGGGAGGAGCACGUGGUGAAGGCCAGCGCCCUGCUGCGGCUGUACUGCGCCCUCAUGGGCAUCGCGGGACUCAGGCCCACGGAUGAGGAGGCGGAGCAGCUCCUACAGCUGAUGACCAGCCGCCCCCCCGCCACCCCCGCCGGCGUGCGCUUCGUGUCCCUGUCCUUCUGCAAGCUGCUGGCCUUCCCCACGCUCGUCAGCACUCCGGAGCAGGAGCAGUUGAUGGUCAUGUGGCUGAGCUGGAUGAUCAAAGAGGAGGAGUAUUUCGAGAGUGCCGCCGGCGUGGCCGCUUCCUUCGGAGAGAUGCUCCUGCUGGUUGCCAUGUAUUUCCAUAGCAACCAGCUCAGCGCCAUCAUCGAGUUGGUCUGCUCCACUUUAGGGAUGAAGAUCGCCAUCAAGCCCAGCUCCCUGAGCAAGAUGAAGACCAUUUUCACCCAGGAGAUCUUCACCGAGCAGGUGGUCACCGCCCACGCGGUCAGGGUCGCCGUCACCAACAGCCUGAGCGCCAACAUCAGCGGCUUCCUGCCCAUCCACUGCAUCUACCAGCUCCUGAGGAGCCGGGCCUUCACCAAGCACAAGGUGUCAAUCAAGGACUGGAUCUUCAGGCAGCUGUGCGAGACCACCACCCCGCUGCACACGCAGCUGCUGCCCCUCAUCGACGUCUACAUCAACUCCAUCCUCACGCCCGCCUCCAAGGCCAACCCCGAGGCCACCAACCAGCCAAUCACCGAGCAGGAAAUCCUCAACGUCUUCCAGGGCCUGACGGGGGGGGACAGCGGUCGUGGACGCCCCCAGUACAGCAUCACAACCCAGCUCCUCAUUCUCUACUACAUCCUGUCCUACGAGGAAGCGCUUCUGGUCAACACGAAAGCACUGGCCCUCAUGCAGAGGAAGCCCAGGUCCUACUCGGCCACGCUCAUGGACCAGAUCCCCAUCAAGUACCUGAUCCGACAGGCCCAGGGGCUGCAGCAGGAGCUGGGGGGCCUGCACUCCGCCCUGCUUCGCCUGCUGGCCACUAACUACCCCCACCUGUGCAUGGUGGAGGACUGGAUCAGCGAGGAGGAGAUCACCGGAACCCUGCCCCUCCUGCGCAGGAUGCUGCUCACCAGCGCCACCUGCAGGUACUCCCAGCAGCAGCUGCAGGAAGCCUUCCAGGCGGUCCCGUCCAGCGGGCCGCGGCUCAUGCGGAUCCUGGAGCAUCUGACCCUCCUUUCGGCGGGCGACCUGAUCCCCUACGCUGAGACGCUGACGUCCCACAUGGGCCUGCUGCUGGGCGCCGGCGUGUCCCGCAGGGUCCUGCAGACCGUCAACAAGCUGUGGAUGGUCCUCAACACCGUCAUGCCCCGCCGGUUGUGGGUGAUGACCGUGAACGCGCUCCAGCCCUCGGCCAAGCUGACCCGGCAGCAGCGCUACACGCAGAACGACCUGAUGAUCGACCCCCUGAUCGUGCUCCGCUGCGACAGGAGGGUCUACAGAUGCCCGCCGCUGAUGGACAUCACCCUGCACAUGCUCAACGGCUACCUGCUGGCCUCCAAGGCCUACCUGAACGCCCACCUGAAGGAGACGGCCGAGUUCGAGCGGCAGGCGCAGACCAUCUCCAGCCUGGGGCUGGCGGGGCAGCCGGACACCCCCGAGGUGACCCGCGAGGAGCUGAAGAACGCGCUGCUGGCCGCUCAGGACAGCGCGGCGGUGCAGAUCCUCCUGGAGGUGUGCCUCCCCACCGCGGAGGAGCAGCAGCAGCGGGGGGGCGGGGCCGGGAGCCUCCUGAAGAGCAUGCGCGGGGCGGCGGAGCAGCCGGAGGCGGGGCCGGCCGAGGGGGCGGAGCCGGAGGCCGGGCUGCUCAGCGACCUGCGGGAGGUGCAGUGCCUGAUCUGCUGCCUCCUGCACCAGAUGUUCAUCGCGGAUCCCAACAUCGCCAAGCUGGUCCACUUCCAGGGUUACCCCCAGGACCUGCUGCCUCUGACGGUGGCUGGAAUCCCCUCCAUCCACAUCUGCCUGGACUUCAUCCCUGAGCUUCUGGCUCAGCCCCAGCUGGAGAAGCAGAUCUUUGCCAUCCAGCUCCUGUCGCACCUGUGCAUACAGUACGCCCUGCCCAAGUCCCUCAGCGUGGCCCGCCUCGCCAUCAGCGUCAUGGGCACCCUGCUCACUGUCCUAACCCAGGCCAAGCGCUUCUCCUUCUUCAUGCCCACGCUGCCCUGCCUGGUGUCCUUCUGCCAGGCCUUCCCGCCGCUCUACGACGACGUCGCCGCCCUGCUGGUGCAGGUGGGGCAGGUGUGCGCCUCCGACGUGGCCACCAAGGCCCGGGACAUCGACCCGCUCAUCGCCCGGCUGCAGUACCUGAAGGAGAGGCCCAAGGAGGUGGCGGGGGCCUUGAAGCGGACCCUCCCCCAGCGGACCGCCGAGGAGCUGGGCUGCAGCGACCCGGACGUGCAGCUGUGCUACUGCAUCGAGGCCACCUUCAGUGACAUCAUCAGCAUCGGCCUGCGCGGGACGUAGGGUCCCGGGGGGGGGCCCGGCCUGGGACGCGGGACACCCCCGUUUCUGAGAUGCCCCUCUCUCACGCAUUCCCCAAUGGGACGAUGCCUUUCCGAGAAGUUUUUGGCGACAGACAAAAAAAAAUUUUUUUUUGUCUAACCAGACAAAGAAGCUCAUGGUCUUUUUAUGGGCCAGCGGCUCUGUUUGAAGAGACUCCAUGUCUUGACCGCAAAACUGUCUAUACCAGUAUCCAUUACUGUGUGUGGAGGCAUAAGUAGCAGACAUUUUCAGACUACGGUCAUUUGACUAAAGUGUGCUUGUGUACGGCUAAUGAAAGACAGCUGUCACUGUAGUUUUCAGCAUCCUACAUCCCUGUGCUAUCACAUUCAGGUCUGUGUAUUUCUAGAAUAUACAAUUUUUUGGUGUUUUCAUGGUUUGAUAAAGAGAUGUCAUGUAUAUAUUAAGUCUGUGUGUUUUUUUAAAUUUCAGGGUUUUUCCUGUACUUGAGGUAUUCAUUUGCAUAGACGAUGGAGACAUAAUCCAACUGUACGUAGGUAAAGCAAGCUACAGAUACUAUAGGUCUGUUUUCUGGACCACUGUACAAAUAACAUUUUCUAAGCUGAAAGUCAUGGUAUCACUGCAAGGAGUGAUACAAAAUGAUCAGGUUACCUGAAAUUUAACAUUUUGGAGUUUUUGUCUUUUUUGUAUUCAUGUUUGUGUUUUUGACAUUUUUGUAUUAAAAAAAUUCUGAAAGCCC